AUGCCCAGCCGCGACGAGAUCACCUACUUCGGGGCCGGCCCCGCGCUGCUGCCCACCGAUGUCCUCGAGCAAGCCUCAAAGGCACUGCUCAAUUACAAUGGCACCGGCUUGGGCAUCGCUGAGCACUCGCACCGCUCCCAGCUUGCCACCGACAUCAUCAACAACGCCAAGGCCGACCUGGCCACCUACCUCGACCUGCCCGCCGACGACUAUGAGAUCGUCUUCAUGCAGGGCGGCGGCAGCGGCGAGUUCUCCGCCACCGUGUACAACAUGGUCGGAGCCUGGGUCUCCCGCAAGAAGGCCGAGCUUCUGAAGGCAAACCACCUGGCCGAGGGUGAGUACGAGCCCGAGCUGCUGGAGAAGGAGCUGGCCAAGGCGGUCGGCGGCCUGAAGCUGGACUACAUCGUCACGGGCAGCUGGUCGCUCAAGGCCUACCAGGAGGCCCAGAGGCUGCUGGGCCCUGAGCAUGUCAACUUGGUCUGCGACGCGAGGACGAUCAACGAUGGCAAGUUCGGCAAGGUCCCGGACCAGAGCACAUGGAAGCUGUCUCCCGACGCCGCCAUGGUGUACUACUGCGACAACGAGACGGUCGACGGCGUGGAGAUGCCCAGCUUCCCCGAGAUCCUGGCGCCCAAGGCCGACGGCACAGGCCCCAUUGUUGUGGCUGACAUGUCUUCCAACAUCCUGUCGAGGAGGUUCCCGGGCAAGAACUUCUCUGUGAUCUUUUUUGGAGCACAGAAGAACCUUGGGUCGACCGGUGUCACUGUCGCUAUCAUCAAGAAGACCCUCCUGCCCCCUACGACGCCCCAGCCGCCACCGGCUCUGCUGCGGAAGCUCGGUCUUCCCAUUGGGCCCAUUGUGCUGUCUUACGAGACCAUCGCCAAGAACAACAGCUUGUACAACACUCUGAGCAUAUUCGAUGUCUACGUCGCCGGCUCAGUGUUGAAGAAGCUCCUCGCCACGUUCCCCGACAAGGUCGAUGGACAAGAGGCUGUUGCUAACAAGAAGGCCGGGCUCAUCUACGCCGCGCUCGAGGCGCAUCCUGACGUGUACAAGAUUGUCCCUGACAAGAGUGCCCGCUCAAGGAUGAACAUCUGCUUCCGUGUCACCAAGGGUGGCAACAUCGACGAGGCGGAGAAGGCGUUCCUCAAGCAGUCCACCGACCUUGGCCUUACUGGGCUCAAGGGUCAUAGGAGUGUGGGCGGCAUCCGGGCCAGCAACUACAAUUCGGUCCCACUGGAGGGUGCACAGAAGCUGGCUGAGUUCAUUGUGAAUCCUCCCACCGCUGUCCAGCUGCAGUCCUCGCGACUUGCCGCCGUCAUCUCUCUGCACGACCGCCAACAUCGCUCGGGCGUCUACAAAUCGCUCACGUCUCCUCUCCCUGCUCCAAUCCGCUCAGUCAACGUGCUCUUCAUCACAACACGCUACCUUUCGUAUCUGAUCAAGAUUUCGCGCAUCGAAAGCCAUUCCACAUCCUCUGUGUUGUUCCGCCUCCACCUGCUGAAGUCAACUAAAGGCCCCGAGUCUUUACCGCUCCUCGACUUCCCCUACAACAAACCGGACCCCGAGUUCAACCCCCCAUUUAAGCUGCCGAAUAAGAGUCUUCUAGAGACCCUCUCUCUUACGGAGGGAGAGUCGCGGAGGCCUCGCCAAUCUACUGAGGGAACACCUCAGCAGCAGUCCCUCAAGCAAGCGUUGGGAAUGGUUAUGGCAAUUACCCUCGUCGAUACAAUUUCACCUAUUGAUUACAUCAAUAACCGGAUCUUUUCGACCAAUGGCGCUGUAUUCAAUUCUGACGAGAAAGCCCAUUAUGGCCAUGUCUCUCCCAAGCAUCUGAUUGGCGAUGCCCUUCGCCAGCGUGUCGAGAACAUCGACCACGAGUUUUGCGAGCCAGGCGACGAGGAUACCUUCUUCGUGGCCGACCUUGGCGAGGUCUACCGCCAGCAUCUGCGGUGGAAGCUCAAUCUCCCGCGCGUCAAGCCGUUCUACGCCGUCAAGUGCAACCCGGACCCUCAGCUCCUCCGCCUUCUGGCCAGCCUGGGCACGGGCUUUGACUGCGCAUCCAAGACAGAGAUCGAGCAGGUGCUCAACUUGGGAGUCAGCCCUGAGCGCGUCAUCUACGCCCAGCCUUGCAAGACCAAUUCGUACGUCCGCUAUGUCGCCAAUGCUGGUGUGCGCCAGAUGACCUUUGACAACGCCGACGAAUUGCGCAAGAUUGCCAAGCUGUUCCCUGAGGCUGAGCUCUUCCUUCGUAUCCACACCGAUGACUCCUCCAGCCUUUGCCGGUUGAGCCUGAAGUUUGGCGCCUCCAUGGACAUGACGGAUGGCCUGCUGCGCACUGCGCGAGACCUCGGGCUGAACGUCGUGGGCGUGAGCUUCCACGUCGGGUCUGGGGCUUCCGACCCCAGGGCCUUCCUCAAGGCCGUCCAAGACGCGCACGUCGUCUUUCAGCAAGGCACCGACUACGGCUUCGAGAUGAAGACCUUGGACGUGGGUGGUGGCUUCUGCAGCGAUUCCACCUUCGAGGGAAUGGCUGGUGUGCUCCGCACCGCGCUGGAUGAGUACUUCCCGGCUCACUCGGGCAUCAACCUGAUUGCCGAGCCUGGUCGGUUCUAUGCCUCGACAGCGUUCACGCUGGCUUGCAACAUCAUUGCGCGGCGAACCGUCGAGAACCAGCCUGGUGAUGACAACAGCUACAUGGUGUACGUCAAUGAUGGCGUCUACGGCAACUUCAGCAGCAUCAUGUUUGACCACCAGAACCCGAUCGCCCAUGUCCUGCAGGCCGGGGGCCAGAACUACUACAACACCAAGGCUGGCCGACCUGUCACGGCUGGUGGUAUGGAGUACAGCAUCUGGGGCCCGACCUGCGACGGCAUCGACCGUAUCAGCGAGAGCAUUCGUUUCAACCAGACAUUGGACGUCGGUGACUGGCUGUACUUUGAGGACAUGGGCGCCUACACCAAGUGCUCUGCCACUCGCUUCAAUGGUUUCUCGGACAACCACGACGUGAUCUAUGUCUGCAGCGAGCCAGGUGCUUUGGCGGCGCUGGAGCACGGCAUCUGA
Molecule: messenger RNA, 3063 nt
Organism: Diaporthe amygdali
Lineage: Eukaryota; Fungi; Ascomycota; Sordariomycetes; Diaporthales; Diaporthaceae
Product: ornithine decarboxylase
Exons: 7
Coding region: 1-3063 (1020 amino acids)
Biological process (GO): L-serine biosynthetic process
Cellular component (GO): cytoplasm
Molecular function (GO): ornithine decarboxylase activity; O-phospho-L-serine:2-oxoglutarate transaminase activity
Source: RefSeq, a predicted model, not a curated record